AUGGGUAUGGGUCCGUAUCGUCGUGGAUAUCAUCACCCGCCUAUGAUGAUGAUGGGUAGCAAUUGGGGAUUCCCUAUGCGAGGCGUGGGAAUGUGGCGUGGGCGUGGGAACAACGCCGAGGAUGACGUCAGCGGUGGCAGCAGUGAGGAAGAGGGCGGCGGCGCUAUUGUGCUGCAAAGCGGGGAAGACCCCUUCUUGGCGAUGCACCGUAAAAUGCACGAGGACAUGAUGAGAUUCCAUCAGAUAGCCGAUAGAUUGUUGAGUUUGGAUAUGGACAGAGAUAGAGACAGUGGCGAAAAUAGUGCGGAAAAUGAGAGAGCCAACAGCAAAGAGGAUAAAAUG
Molecule: messenger RNA, 342 nt
Organism: Anisakis simplex (herring worm)
Lineage: Eukaryota; Metazoa; Nematoda; Chromadorea; Rhabditida; Anisakidae
Source: the annotation of a GenBank genome assembly